GGAAGUAGAAGGAAGAGGCGUUGCCAUGGCGGCGUCUCUAGGGCAGGUGCUAGCUCUCGUACUGGUGGCUGCUCUGUGGGGCGGCACUCAGCCAUUGCUGAAGCGGGCCUCUGCAGGCCUGCAGCAGGUUCGUGAGCCAACCUGGGCCUGGCAGUUGCUGCAGGAGAUGAAGACUCUCUUCUUGAAUAUUGAGUACCUGAUGCCCUUUGUCCUCAACCAGUGUGGCUCCCUUCUCUACUACCUCACCUUGGCAUCAACAGAUCUGACCUUAGCUGUGCCUAUCUGUAACUCUCUGGCCAUUGUCUUCACACUGAUUGUUGGCAAGGUCCUUGGAGAAGAUGUUGGUGGAAAAGGAGCAGUUGCUGGCAUGGUGCUCACUGUGACAGGAAUUACACUUUGCAUCACAAGCUCAGUGAGCAAGACCCAGGGGAAACUGUCUACCCUUCAACUAGAUUGACUCCUACCUCCAGCUCUGCUAUCUUCAGGAACCCCCUCGCCUGUGAGGUGCCUACAGCAAAUACAUGGACCUAGCACUUCCCUCUUUGAAGGGACAAUAGCUACCUCGUGGAUCACAAGAAGAGAACAAGAAUGAAAGGUUUUUAUAACCUUCAAAUGGUGUUCUGCUGCUGGGAUUUGCACAGGAGACUUUAUGCUCACUCUCAGCAACCUUCACACUCAGCAGCUUUCUUCUGUUGUCAUCUCAGGCACCCAGCCCAGCCAUCGUGACCAUGGCCUGAUCUGGACUAUCAGGGCAGCAGGUCCAAUAGACUGUAGAACCUCAGCUGCCUAGAAAGGGCCAGCGGCAGUCUUUGAACCAGAAAUGCAAACUGGAGGCCUCUAGGGCAGGUGUCCUCAAACUGUGGCCCACGGGCCACAUGAAGCAGUGUGAACUGUAUUUGUUCCCAUUUUGUUUUUUAC
This is a messenger RNA of Nycticebus coucang (slow loris), 918 nucleotides long. RefSeq names its product transmembrane protein 234 (gene TMEM234). The record is from RefSeq and is a predicted model, not a curated record. Lineage: Eukaryota; Metazoa; Chordata; Mammalia; Primates; Lorisidae. Bases 26 to 457 code for a protein of 143 amino acids. The transcript is spliced from 5 exons.